This is a messenger RNA of Electrophorus electricus (electric eel), 5668 nucleotides long. RefSeq names its product FANCD2 and FANCI associated nuclease 1 (gene fan1). NCBI's taxonomy places the organism in Eukaryota, Metazoa, Chordata, Actinopteri, Gymnotiformes, Gymnotidae. Gene Ontology annotation, molecular function: flap-structured DNA binding; 5'-3' exonuclease activity; 5'-flap endonuclease activity. The record is from RefSeq and is a predicted model, not a curated record. Gene Ontology annotation, biological process: interstrand cross-link repair. Gene Ontology annotation, cellular component: nucleus.
ACCACUGGCUUCACGUCUGUAGCUAUGGUCUCUAUGUACAGAAACGUGCUUUUGCAGAUAAGGUUAGCCAAGCUAGUGAGCUAUAUAUCUAUAUAACGUUAACGGAAUGACCUUUAACGUUUCUUAGCCAAAUGGCGAUCUAGGUACAUAAUAAGAAAAGCGCAAGACUGUUGUAAUGAGCCAAAUAUGCCACCAACAUCGCGGUAAUAUAACGCUAGCUAGGUUUUGGAGAAGCUGUCACGGUACACUGCAGGAUUCUUCUCCAGUUUCAGAUGACUAAAGUUUACAAGCACAUCCUGAACUCAGGAGAGGUCAGAUUUAGAAGCCAACCUAUAGAGCUGCGUUCUCUGAACUGCUAGCCAUGGAUUCCGGGGCUGGAAGAAACCGAUCCAAAGCCUGGCCCCUCAGGAGACUUUCGCUGGCAAAAAAGGAUGGCCAGAGAGGCAGUUCGAAAGAGAAGAAUAAAAAACAAAUAGGCGUUUCUAUUACUUCGUUUUUCAAGAAUACGCCACCAGCCAAACUGGCCUGCCCAUUGUGUGCUAAGCUCGUUCCACGUUUCAAGAUCAAUGAACACAUCGACUCUCGCUGUCAGGAUUUUGCUGGGGAAAAUGACUCUGAAGCUUCAGCAGACGACCACAACCAACAGGAGAAAGCGUGUGCUCCGCUUCCAAAGACCAGCCCUAGAGUUCUAGAUGAGGAGAAGGACAGCAAUGUAGAUGGAGUGAAUCAAGAUUCAAAAACAAGUCCGUAUUUUAAAAAGAACUGCCUCGAGAAGCAAGGGUCACCUAAGACAAAUGAGCAAGCUAAAAUGGUAAAGACGGUCAGUCUCGGGAGUCUGUCUUCAAAACUCUCCAAAAGAGUGCUGAGGUUUUCAGAGACUGCAAACGUUGACAGUAUCGAAGCGUCAGAUGAUAGUGAGCCGAGUAGUUCACAGAAAGAAAACUGGAAUGAGAACAUGAGCGUUCAGGCCGAGCCCUUGGUCAUGAGUUCAGCUGAAGCUUCUGUAAAUCUACCUCAGGUGGAAAAGCCUGUGAAAUGUGCCACGGUUAUACCUGCAGUAGAAUCGCUGGAAUCUGAGGCUGUUCAGCCAGUGAAAUCAGCUGCUUCAUUCCGACUCGUCAAGAGGAAGAAGGAAGAAUCUCCAGAUGCAUGUGCCACCCCAGUCCUGGGAAAGAAGAGCAGAAACGCAGCAAGUGGCGAAAACAAUCCAUUUCCUAUAUUUAGCCGAAGUCAGACGUCACCUGUCAGUGUUUCUCAGAGUGCUGGCAGCACAACUCAGUCAGUGAAGGUCGAAGGCAGCGAAUCUGAACACGGCAGUGGAGCAAAGAACCAGAUCGUGGCACCAGGCAGGAGUCAAGCUCCCCCACACAAAGCUAACAAUAGCCCUGUGGAACAGUUUUCACUCAAGCAGCCGUAUUAUCUUAAGAACUUCCUGACUGUUCUGGGAGCAGUACUGGAGAAUGAGGAUGAUAGGAUGCUCUUUAACGAAGAAGACCUCUCAUCCAUCCACCGCUUCAAGCAGCUCUCAGUGCCUGGGCAGAUGCUGUAUGUGCGCCUGUUCCAAAGGAAACUGAGAUGGCUGCAGUUGAGCAAGCUCGAUUAUGCCGAGAUCAGCUCAGACCUCAAACCUGUCGCACAAGAGCUCGUGUGCAGUGGCUUCCUACAGUCAGAAUCGGAUCUCGAGGACAUCCAGGAUGCCCUGGAGCUCCUGCCGGCUCCCGAGCUGAGAAACCUAGCCAAGACUUUUCACCUUGGAGGUCCGGGGAGCAGCGCCCAGAAACAGCGGCUGGUGGAAGGCCUUCUCCGCCUGGCCAGACAGCGCUCGCUCUUUGCUCUCGCGCCUGGCCAGAGCAACACGGCCGCAGCCAUUCUCAAGAGGGCUAAACAGCUAGCAGGCUCCUGUGUGCGCCUGCGCCGUGGGCCCCGCGCCGUCUUCUCUCGGGUCCUUCUCCUCUUCUCCCUCACGGACACUCUGGAGGAGGAAGAGAUGGCAGCAGGUCAGGGUCAGCUUUACACCAUCCUGCUGGUCAGCUCCGGGCGCCUGGCCUUCCCAGCUUACACCGUGCAACGCUGCGCCAAAAUCUUCCAGGACAGGGACAACCUAAUCAGAUAUGAGACUGCCGUGAGAAGGCUUCAGGAGGUGGUUACGGCAAUGCAGGCUGGUCACUGGGAGGACGCCUUGGGCCUCUAUACCUCCGCAAAGGCCACUUGGCAAGACCUUAAGCUAACUUACGGCUCAAGCUGUCAGGAGGAGCUACCGGUGUUCCUGCGCUGUUUCACUGUGGGCUGGACGUACACACGCAUACUGUCUCGCGGAGUCGAGAUACUACAGAGGCUGCGUCGCUAUGAGGACGCAGUGGAGGAGCUCCGGUCUCUUUUGUCUCAGUCAGUGUUCUGUCCAGACAGCAGAGGGCGCUGGUGGGACAGGCUGGCUCUCGACCUCCAUCAGCAUCUCAAAAGGCCUGAGCAGGCCAUCUCUGCCAUCCGGGACGGGCUGAUGGACCCGCUGGUUCGGACAGGUCACCGCUUGUCACUGCACCAGAGAGCUGUCCGGAUGAGCGAGUUGGCAAGCUUUAAGAAGUAUCGGCUGCAGCUCCGAAACCUCCCCGCCGUCCACGUGCAAGAUGUCCCUCAUGUGACGAUUCGAGGACAGCUGUUUCCCCACGAGGGCGGAACGGGCAAGUCCGUGUUCCUGAGACCUGCCGCCGCAGACGAGGGCUCCGGAGAAGGACGUGACACGGUGGUCAUGUGCUCCGUAGAAGAGCUCGCUUUGGCACACUACAGAGAGCUCGGCUUCGAUCAAGGCAUUCAUGGUGAAGGUUCAACGUUCUCCACGCUGUUCGGCCUCCUGAUGUGGGACAUCAUCUUCACGGAGGGGGUCCCCGAUGUCUUCCGAACCCCCUAUCAGACGUGUCCUCUGGACUUGCACACGGACUCUUUCUACGAGAACCGGCGGGAGGCCAUCGAGACUUGGGUGGAGCUGUUGCGGCAGGCCUCCACCGAGACCCUGCGAACGCUGCUGGCUGACGUGUGGCACUCCCAGCAGGGUAGACCUUGCGCACUGGUCAACUGGGAGAGAUUCUCUUCUCUGCAGGAAGCUCAGAGCUUGGUGGCCUGUCUGGGAGGGCACUUUUUGAGUGGUGUGUUUCUUAGAAUGGCAAAGGACUACAGACACAGCAGAGGAGGGCUUCCUGACCUGGUGGUGUGGAACACCUCCAACAGCAGCUAUAAGCUGGUGGAGGUGAAGGGCCCUAAUGACCGCCUGUCCCAGAAACAGCAGCUCUGGCUGGAUGAGCUGCACAAGUUGGGGUCCAGCGUGGAGGUGUGUCACGUCAGUGCCACCGGCGCCCGCGGCGCCCGGCUGGAAUGAAAUGCAAAAAACACCUUCACACACGGACCAUUUUGUCAGUCACACUGGUAGGUUCUCUCUGAAGGACACUGAGUUGAUCUCCUUCCAUUUUGCAGUGGCUACCUGCUUUAAUUCAACAGCACUUGUUCCGAGCACCUUCUAACGUCAGACUUUAUACAAGAGAGUCUAUACUACAACACUACAGUCUAGAACAAUGGACACUGCAGAGAAUGUCCAUUGAAUCCCUUUCUCAUGGCUGCUUCUUAUGAUAUUUGUAUUUUGUUUGUAUUUUGCGACUGUGCUUUUGAUGCAUUAAUACAUUAAUACAUUUCAAUUCUAGGAGCAAAUAUGUAACAAAAAAAAGUUAAAUCCCUGAAGGGCGUCUGUUUCACUCGUAUUAAGUUGUAUUAUUUAAAACCUUUGUUUUAAAAAAUGUUAGGUGCUAAAAGAAAGCUUGAUUUCACUGGUUUCUUCGACUGUUGGUGAGAAUUCCAUAUAAAAUGGUUACUUUCGAAACGCACACAAUGAUCAUUUUUGACAUGCCCCUGUAGCUGCUCCAUGCUUGUACUCCGGCACUAGGCCCCGGGCAAGGUUACGGAGGCUGACUGUAUUACACAUACACUUACUCUUCAAAUUCAUCAGGGAGCAGAGGACAGUGUCAUGUCACGUUAUAGUCCCGUGAAGUCACUUUUAAUGCUCAUUUUUAAUGCCAUUUCGGUAAUCGAACACGAAGAUGCUUGUAGUAUUACCACUCAGUGAUGAUGUGAACAAGGAGGCAGUUAAAGACGGAUAAUUUCAUUCUUACCACUGUGUCCUCAAAGUCUCUGAUAAAAUCCUAUUACUGGAUUUUUACUGCCCCUACAGGACAUAAUUCAGUAUUAGCAACACUUGCGUUUCUCUAACAAAAUCCAGAAAGAAGAGGGGUAAUAAGGUGUAGGGUCUCGGCGUGUCACUAUAUUUGCAAAGAUGAAAUCAAUCCAGUGACGGCUUUACACGAUUCUGUCAGCCGUAGGUGUGAUGUAUGGAAUAUACGGACUCUAAACAUGGACCAGCAGAGCGGUUACGUGGUGGGAUGGAGAGCUUGUCAGAACAGUGACCUCUCUGUGCAUCCUGGAUGAAGGCGCUCCAGUUGAUGACCGUGCCCUUAAGACCUUUACUUUCCAACCCACCAGUUUUAGAGAAAUUGAAUAGUUAGCGCUCUCUGUGUGCUAUCGAUAGAUUGACGCAGCAGUAAUUUCCGCCUUGCCAGUUCUCUGCGUGUCCGUCUGAUUUGCCGGAGGAAGACGAGGAUUUGGAUGCGAAACAUGCUCUGCCUUCCCUAAAACGGGAGACUGUUUUCCAGCUUGCUGAUGGAUUAUGUCUGAGGCCUUAAGACACUAAGCAUUCUUAUGCCAAGGAUUUGAACAGACUCCUGGGAAUAUUCCCUUCCCAAAACCUGUUCACUUUUUUACAGCCGAAUCUUAAUUCCAUCAUCUUGGGUUCCUUUUCCUGGCUAAGAGCGCAGAGCUUCAGACUUCUCUCUGAGCUGCUCGGUCUACCUCGGGGCCGGCUGAUCUGGAGCUGCUUGUGAUCUAGCGUGGCCUUAGCCUCCGGGACCUUCCUCGGGGAGUCCAGGAUCUCAUGAGUCAUCUCAGAGCGUAUACAAAUGGAGAAGCGAAAAUAUGUAUAUUAGUAAUAAAGCAAAAUUGAAAAAUCCAACUUUCAUAAAUGCCAUCCCAUUAUUUGUGGCAUGUGCAUGUUGAAAUAAUGAGAAAACGGGUUUUUGAUCAUAGGAGAAGCAUCCAGACGAGACCUGGCGGAUUAGGGACGGAUAUCCAAUUCUUCAGCAAUUUGGAAAAAACAGAGAAUGUGUUGCCGAAGGGAAAUCAAGUCGUCUCUUAAUAGCAAAGCUCUUGAAACGUCUUUGACUUUUCCAUUAAUGUUAAAAACUGCAUUACUCUACCAAGCAGUACAAUGCACUUUAUUUGGUCCACUUCAGUGUCCUCAGUAACGAGACUAAUGUGUGGCCAUAAUAAUUCGGCAGAUAUGGCAAAUGAAUGACCUCUUACUUGUGACUAUUACCAUUAGAAGUUGAAGCAAUCUUUGCUAAGACUGGAGCUCCUCGAUGGACAAAUGAGCAUCUUCCACCAGUCUGGCAUUGUUUUAAUCCCAGGUAACUUCACAAAGGUGAUUACAAGGUCUUGGGUAAUAAACAGCGCAAAGGUAUAUUGGUAAAUAUGAUGUUUUUGUUUGUUUUUAUGGCUACUCUCUGUUUUGCCAAAACGUUCUCUAAUAAACUCUGCGAAAUUGAUGACAAUAAAAUAUGUUUAUGGUUGUGAA